AUGCUCGCUCUCGCCAUUACGACGCCCUCGCACCACGCCGCUCACGUGCCCGCGGGGCGUGGAGAAGCAAUCGUCACGCGCAACCUCACCGGCAUAUUUGCCACCGACGUGCUGGCGCCCGCACCGCGCGGGCUCAAGAAGCCCGCCGAUCUCCGCGAGGACCUCCUCGUCUGGGAAACCUCCAUCCUACUCGGCCCGAUUACUUCCUGCGACUAUUACUUUCCCUCGGUCGGCCAGCACGGAGAGCCGGCGGCGGAAAAAUCCGCCGGCCGCGAGCCGCCGGCCGACUCACCGCGCCUCGAGAACCAGGCAACGCGUCGGGCGACCAACACUGAGCCCGACCGCCGCGCCUCCGUGACAUUCCUCUUUCCUUGCGCGUUCAUGCUGGCAGCGCUGAGCCUCGCGGCGUCACGCGGGUUGCUGCUGCGUGGGCGGCAGGAGAAGAAGAGCAUGCAUGGCCGCACCCGCGCAGCUCACUUGCUCGCCAGCGCAAGUGCUUUCCGAGUUGUGGCCGAGCAGCUCCGCUCCCUUAUCGAGGAGGCUACUGCCGACAUGUCCGUCUACCUGGCGCCGGGCAACGUCGAGAUCAUCGGCUCGACUCUGACGAAUUGCUCGGCUGGCGGGCACGGCGGCGUCGCUGCGUGGUACAGCAGCGGUGCGGUCUCGCUAGCCGGCUCGACCGUGACUGACUGCUCGGCUGGAUCUGCCGGCGGCGUCGUCUACGCGAGGGACAGCGGUGCGGUCUCAAUAAGCGGUUCCACCAUGACGGGCUGCAGGGCUACUGGCCUUUACGGGCUCGGCGGCGUCGUCUUCGCGUCGCACAGCGGUGUGGUCUCGAUAAUCAAGUCGACCGUGACGAGCUGCUCGGCUCUGGGCCUCGGGGGCGUCGUCUACGCGUAUCAGUGCAGUGGUGCGGUCUCGCUUAUCGGCUCGACCGUGACGGGCUGCUCGGCUGGCGAGCUCGGCGGCGGCGUCGUCGCCGCAAGGUACAGCGGUGCGAUCUCGAUAAUCGACUCCACCGUGACAAACUGCUCGGCUGGCAUUGGCGGCGUCGUCUACGCGGAGCAAAGCGAAUCCCUCCUGGUCGCUCAUGUCGCCUUCACCAACAACACGGCGCUGGCGGCAGCCUCGGUGCUGUACCUGGAAGACCUCGAGCAACGCUCGUCGAUCAGCAACGCCUUUUUCAUCGGCAACAACGGUGUCACGAUACAGACUCUGACCUCGACGAUAGAUUGGGAUUGCCGCCUUGGCAGCUGGAUGCAGGCAACCGGCUAUUUCAUCGGCGAUCUCAGCGCCCCCGACUUCUAUCAGGUCUGCAUUGUGCUCCCCACCACCUACUCGGCGCGGCUGCCGGAGAAGUACACGGACUGGACCUACGCACUCUCCAACGUCAUCUCCAUCGACUGGUCCGGCUUAAUCCUUCCGGCCCAGUGCAUGCCGUACGCCAAUCGACUCGUCGUCUUCGCUACUUCUCCCAUCGGCCUCAUCGCGCUGCUGCUGCUGGCGGGCGUCGGAUUGCGGCUCUGGCGCAGGCGUGCUGCGAGCGGCGGCACGGACAUCGGCGAGGGCGAAGCAUCGGCGUCGGCUAUGCACAUAGACGAAUCGCGGGUCUCUGCAUCGGCGAGAUCUUGGCUUGCGGAGGCAGUCCUCGGCCUCCUCGAUCUCACGCCCGCCGGUUUGGUGCUCAUCUUUUUGUUCGUGCCUUCUGUCAGCGUCUCCAUCUUCCGCUCCUGGUCGUGCCAUGCCUACACCAUCUCUCCGCCCGACGAGCCCCUGCGGCAGGUUUCCUACAUGCGGCAGGACGCGAGCGUCGAGUGCUACACCGCGGAUCACGAGUCCAUCACCGGCCUCGCCAUCGGCUUCGUCGUCGUCUGGCCCGCCGGCUCGCUGGUCCUCUACUCGGCCCUCCUUCUUGCCUGCCACAAGCCGCUGCAGGCCAAGACGCCGAAUGCUCUGACACGGGCGACCGCCUUCCUCCACCAGGAGUACGAGCUGACCUACUUCUGGUGGGAGGCGCUCGAGCUGGCGCGCAAGCUCAUGCUGACGGGCUUCGUGCUGCUGAUCCCGGAGAAACACGCCUUUCGCCGCCUCAUGGUGGCGACGGUCAUCUGCUGCUUCUACUCCGUUGUCCUCGCCGUCGUUCGGCCCUACAAGCGGGUGGAGGACGAUUGCCUUGCUGUCGCCACGAGCUUUGUGCUGCUCCUCUUCUUCCUCGCCACGAACUGGACGACCAUCUUCCUCGGCAUCCAGGAGCGCUCCGGGCUCGAUGACGCUGCUGCAGUCCUCGGCUUCGGCAAGCUGGACGGGGUCGAAAAUGUCGUAAAUUGGAUGAUCAUCCUCGUGGCCUUCGCGCUCUUGAUCUUCCUCAUCGGCGCCAUCGUCGCCGUCCGCCGCGUCGCCAUGGUCCCCACGAUUCGGCUCGUCUCGGACAGGCAGCAACCGGAGCUGACGCUGGCGCGAGGCCACACAUGGCACCUCUUCAACAGCCACAUAUGGUCAACUGGGCAAGACGCCGCCGCUGUCAUCAAGAAGCAGCUGCAGCUGCUCAUUCCGGACAUCAAGAUCUUCCUCGACGUGGACGAUCUCAAGAGCAUCGGGGCGCUCGAGGAGUACAUCAGCCGCUCGCAGGUGGUCCUCUUCUUCCUCUCGCUUGGCUACUUCGGGAGCAAGAACUGCGAGCGGGAGGUGCGCGCGUCGCUCGACCGGCAGAAGCCGCUCGUCCUCGUGCAAGAGGCGGACCCGAAGAAGGGAGGGACGCUCGAGGCGCCGCCGAGUAGCCGCCAAGCCCCCGCCCACCCCUCUCCUGACCUGCGAGCGGCCAUCUUCGACAAAGGCUGGCCGAUGACGACGUGGCACCGCAUCGAGGCCUUUCAGCGCGCGCUGCUUCUCUGCUCGCCUAACUACGAGGCACUGAGCAAGGAGCAGAUGCGGCUCUACGUGCCUGGCGAGGUGCAGCGCGAGGCGCUCGCCUUCCCCAAGCCGGUGGUGCUCUGGGCCUCGCCGGCCAACGCGGGCGCGGCGGAGCUGGCCGACGAGCUCACGGCCAAGUUCGGCAGAAGCAGCCUCACCGUCUCGACGGCGGAGGAGCCCUGCUCGUCCGACUCCCGGGCUUCUCGCCGCCGCUCCAGCGUCCUUCGCCGCUCGGCGCCGCGCCGUGCCGGCGACGCGACGCACAUGCUGCUCUACCUCAACGAGCACACCUUCGUCAGCGACGAGCGGCUGGCCGAGCAGGUCAAGCAGGCCCGCGCAGACAGGCUGCCGAUCGUGCUGGUGCACGAGAAUGACCCGGCGCUCGGCGGCUGUCCGUUUGACUACUUUUUUCAGACCACGCCGCAGGAGCUCAUCGCCGGCCUCGACGGGCACGCCGGCCUGUACAAGGCGCUCGCCAUGUCCUUCUUCCCAGGAGCACAUCGCGAGGCGCGUCCCCCCUUGGCGCAGUCCCCGCCUCCCACAAUCUCCAGGUAA
Messenger RNA from Emiliania huxleyi CCMP1516, 3465 nucleotides. RefSeq lists its product as hypothetical. The transcript has 13 exons. The record is from RefSeq and is a predicted model, not a curated record. Lineage: Eukaryota; Haptophyta; Isochrysidales; Noelaerhabdaceae. Bases 1 to 3465 code for a protein of 1154 amino acids.